AUGAAAUUAACGGAUUCGUUUUAUUACGAAGAAACACGUGGUCAAUGUGGUCGUAAAUUAUUACGUGAAAUUGGCGAAGAACGUCGAACAAAAAUUCGUUUAUAUGCAUAUGAAAGUUGGCCAAAACCAGCUUUGAUUUCACAAUGGACAAUUAAAACAGUCUGGUGGUCAAAAACAAAAUGUCAAAUUAUUGAACAGCUAGGCCAUCGAACAAAUAUUACAAAAGGCCAUAUGAAAUGUUUGGGUAAUGGUCGGUUGGAAAUAACUGGACAAUUUCAACGUCAUACUGAUGCUUGUUUUCGUCUUGUUCUAUCAUCACAAGUAACAGAUGAUGAUGUAACUGAUCGUUAUAUAUUAUCAGGAGAUCUUGAACUCGGUGAUACAAAAGAUACAAUGCAACAAAGUCAUUUUGCUGUAGUCAAGUAUGAACAAAAACAAUAUCAUCAACAUAAACAUACUGUUAAUGAUUAUUAUAUGAAAGCACGUCGUUUAUUAUUGCUCGGUUGUGUAUAA
Adineta steineri is the source of this 513-nucleotide messenger RNA. NCBI's taxonomy places the organism in Eukaryota, Metazoa, Rotifera, Eurotatoria, Adinetida, Adinetidae. The record is from the annotation of a GenBank genome assembly.